AUGACUACCGAUAAUAUUGAAAAGUUAUAUCAAAAUUAUGGAGUUCUCGCCGACGCCAAGGAUGAUAUUUCGAAGUAUGAAAAAGAGUAUUUAGAAAUAUUAGCUGCUGUCAAAGGAUCCGAUAAAGAAAAACGUCUAGCAUCACAGUUUAUCGCCAAGUUUUUUAGCAGUUUUCCUAAUCUAGCUGAACAAGCUAUAGAGGCUCAAUUUGAUUUAUGUGAAGACGACGAUGUUGCGAUUCGUAAACAAGCUAUCAAAGAGUUGCCUAUAAUGUGUAAAAGUAAUAAGGAACACACUCAAAGGAUUGCUGAUAUAUUAGCACAACUGAUGCAAUCCGAGGACCCUACCGAAAUCAAUGUGGUCACUAAUUCCCUGUUGGCCAUUGUAAAAAUUGAGCCACAAGGAGCUCUGGCUGGUAUUUUUUCUCAAAUUCAUCAGAGUACUAAUAGUGAAGUACCAAAUGAGACUGUCAGGGAGAGAUGUAUUAAGUUUAUUGCUACAAAAGUUAAACAACUGGGAAGAGAAGUAAUUAACAAAGAGACAGAGGAUCUGAUUAUUGUUGAAGGCAAGAAAAUAUUAGAGGAUGUUGGAGCUGAAGAAUUUGAACACAUAAUGGAUUUGUUAGCUUGGUCACGACUAGGAAAGACCCCAGCUGGCAAAAAAGAAUUGACACAAAUUAUUGCAACUCUUGCCUUUUCACCAGAUGAUUGGCAUCCUGAGGAUUUGGAAUAUGUGGAUAGACUAAUACAGUGCUCCCAACAUGCUUUGCCAUUGUUCACGGCACAAGUUGAUUCAACACAGUUUGUUAAUAUCUUUUGUGACCAUGUUCUAUCAAAAUGGAGUAAUAUUGCUACGACAGGUGGAGGGACAGAUACUAAGCUGGAAAUUCUAAAAAUAUUUGCAGAACUUACUGAGCAUUGUGGAGAUAUUGAAGAUAUUGAAAAGAAAAUUAACACUGUUUACGAUGUUCUAAUGGAUUACCUACCAGAAGCACCAUUACCAACAGAAGGUGAAAGCGUGGAUAAAGAUGUGGAAAAAGAAAAAGCUGAGGAAAAUAAGACAGUUCCUUCUCUUCAAUUUUCUCAUGUAGAAUGUGCAUUAUUUGCUUUACAUUCAUUAUGUAGGAAAUCUCCAGAAGCAAUUGGUGCUGAUGCAGCAAGACUUAAGGUGUUACGUCUCCGACUACAGUAUACAGCAAGAUUGACACAGGGAUAUAUUAAAAAGUUGAAAGAAGUUACUCAGGGUAAAAAAGGUGAAGAUGCUAACAGUGAUGAAAACAAGUUGAAGAUAGCUGCUUUGAAAACAACUUCUAAUAUUAAUACAUUGAUUCGUGACCUAUUCAGAACACCACCCAGUUUCAAGAGCAAAAUACAGUUGUCAUUUGCAUCAGCUAAAGAACUUAAAGAGGAAAAAGUGGUUUUAGAACCAGAAGAAAAAGAGUCAGGUGCACAAAAAAGACACCGUCCCAUUACAUUUGACAAUGGCGAGAAAAAAGGAAAUAUAGUUCAAGAUUCAACACGGGUCGAUUUAGUGGGGGGAAAUUCUGGAAGGGGCAGGGGUUAUGGCAGACGGGACUAUCAAAACAACGGUGCUUCAUUUAGAAGGCGCAAUUACUAA
Molecule: messenger RNA, 1617 nt
Organism: Pieris macdunnoughi
Lineage: Eukaryota; Metazoa; Arthropoda; Insecta; Lepidoptera; Pieridae
Source: the annotation of a GenBank genome assembly